Parnassius apollo (apollo) is the source of this 912-nucleotide messenger RNA. The record is from the annotation of a GenBank genome assembly. NCBI's taxonomy places the organism in Eukaryota, Metazoa, Arthropoda, Insecta, Lepidoptera, Papilionidae.
AUGGAGUUAAUUAAGCAAGGACAUGAAGUUACAGUGAUAACUACAGAUCCUCAAUUUAAAAAUGACACUGCUCCGAAAAAUUUAAGAGAAAUUGACGUCCACGAUAUCUCAUACAUGGUUAUGAAGGAUUUCACUCUUACUGUUACCGGAAGUGACGAUGAUUUGACGAAUCAAAUUAUUGCAGUGACUAAAGAUAUUCAGCAAUAUCUGGAUGCUUCACAAAACGGUGUCAUUUACUUCAGUUUUGGAACCAACGUUCUACCAUCUUCUUUAUCUCAAGAAAAAAUUAAAAUAUUUGAAAAUGUUUUCUCACAACUUCCAUAUAAUGUUAUAUGGAAAUGGGAUAGUGAUGAAAAAUCCGUAAAAUCAAAAAACAUAAAAAAAUACAAAUGGCUACCACAAUCAGAUCUUUUGAGACAUCCAAAUGUGAAAUUAUUUAUAACUCAAGGAGGUUUACAAUCGACAGACGAGUCGAUCACUGCUGGUGUACCACUUAUAGGCAUACCAAUGUUAGGAGACCAGUGGUAUAAUGCAGAAAAAUAUGUUCAUCAUAAAAUUGGUAUCAAGCUUUCCUUAGAAAAACUUACUGAAAAUCAAUUGAAAAAUGCAAUAAUAGAAAUAAUUGAAGAUAAAAGUUAUCGUGAAAACAUCAUACGACUCCGCUCCUUAAUGCAAGAUCAACCGCAGGCGCCCCUGAAUCGUGCUGUAUGGUGGAUAGAAUACGUACUGCGACACGGCGGAGCUAAACACUUGCGAUCACCAGCUGCAAAUAUGUCGUGGAUUGAAUACUAUGAAUUAGAGCUUGUCUUUAUACUUCUAUCUAGUAUUUUGAUAUUUAUAGGAUUAAUAACUUUUCUCAUAAAAUUUUCAAUAUCGUGUGCUUCUAAAUAUGUAAAAGAAAAACUAUCGUAA